Molecule: messenger RNA, 2205 nt
Organism: Ipomoea nil (Japanese morning glory)
Lineage: Eukaryota; Viridiplantae; Streptophyta; Magnoliopsida; Solanales; Convolvulaceae
Product: growth-regulating factor 1-like
Exons: 4
Coding region: 378-1988 (536 amino acids)
Biological process (GO): DNA-templated transcription; developmental process; regulation of DNA-templated transcription
Cellular component (GO): nucleus
Molecular function (GO): ATP binding
Source: RefSeq, a predicted model, not a curated record
UUACUUGUGCGAUUUCCUCUCUGGUUGUUUCUCCGUCUUGGUUUCCAAUUAUUUUUAGCUUUGAGAAACGUCAACUUGUUCCGAAAAACGCAGUAAGUAUAUUAGUACUGUCGUCUUCUUCCACUUUUCAGGCCUGGUUGGGUAUAACUAUAGAGACGUAGCUAGCUAUCUAGCACUUAAUAAGCACCUAUACAGUCACGCGCCCAGUGUCCGGGACCUCAAAAAAGGAUCAUCUUUAAUAAGAAUGGUCAUUUCUCCAAGAAAUCAAGGGACUACUCUCGUCUGUUUGUGUUUAUGUAGUUAUUGUCUCCACUGUCUGUUGUUGUUGUUGUGUUUUUAGGUGUGUGGUCUGGUCUGGUCUGGUCUCCCUUUUUAGGAUGGAUUUUGGGGGGGUGUUGGGGGGUUUAGAUACUGGGGUGUUGCCAGCAACUGCUAGUGUUUUCUCUGCUGUUUCUGAUGUUGAGACCAAGCUGAAGUGGUGUGGAUCUGGCGGAUUUCUAAAGCAGGAAAGGCCGCCGCCGCCGGCGGUGGCCGGCGAAGAUGACUGGAGAGAAACCAAGUUUGCUAAAACUUCCACCGCCGCUAUACUGAGAUCUAAUGCCAAUGGAGUCUCUGAAUCCGGCCAGCAAAUGCUCAGUUUCUCUUCUGCCAACUCGCAGACACUGCCAUUGCCGUCUUACCAUGCCGCUUUUAGCAGAAACUCAGGGUAUGGAGGAUUGAAUUCUGGGAACAUGCAUGGGUUAGUAAGUGGAGUGAGAGGGCCAUUCACUCCAUCUCAGUGGAUGGAGCUGGAACACCAGGCUUUGAUCUAUAAGUACAUAACUGCAAAUGUGCCUAUUCCUCCUUAUCUUCUCAACCCCAUCAGAAAGGCCUUUGAUUCUGCAGCCUUAUCAGCUUAUUCUGGCCUGAGACCCAAUUCUUUUGGAUGGGGUGCUUUCCAUCUGGGAUUCUCCAACACCACUGAUCCAGAGCCAGGGAGGUGCAGGAGAACAGAUGGGAAGAAAUGGCGGUGCUCGAGAGAUGCAGUAGCCGACCAAAAAUACUGCGAACGGCAUAUGAACAGAGGCCGUCAUCGUUCAAGAAAGCCUGUGGAAGGUCAAGCUGGAACAACAGCUGCAGCAACAACUAAGCUGAUGCCGCCGGCUACUUCCUCAGCAUCAGCAGCUGUGGUGGUGCCCGGAGGCAGUGUUUCCGACACUAUUGGCUUCUCAAAUCACAACAAUUUGCAGCCAUUUUCAACCAAUCCUUCUCCACCAUCUCACCUUUACAGGAGCUUUCUGGAUAAGGGGAAUCAGGGUGAAAAAGAGAGUCAACAACAUUCCAUUAUCAAAGACCAGCAUCAUCCUUAUGAAGCAUCAUCAAGAUCAGGGUUUGGAUUAGUCUGCUCCAACCCUCUGCUAAAUCCUUUGAGUAAAGGCGGCUCUUCAAGCUAUAGUACUACUCAUGAAGAUGUGAGUGAUCGUGAGAGCAAAACCCGCCAUUCACUUCAUCAGUUCAUGGAUGAUUGGCCCAAGAACCAGCCAGAUAUCGAUCUCCAAUCAGAUCAAACUCGCCUCUCCAUCUCCAUACCAAUGUCCACUUCAGACUUCAUGUCUUCAACGUCGUCUCCAGUGUCUGAGAAGCUUGCAGCUUCCCCGCUGAAACUAUCGUGGGAGCACGAAACCACCACCCAAAUGGGGUUAGGAGUGGGGGCGGUUAUCAACCAAAGACAAGGAAACUGGAUUCCCAUAGCGUGGGAAUCAUCAUCUGUGGGUGGACCUCUGGGCGAGGUUUUUCACAGCACUAACAGUAAGUCAUCAGGUGACUGCAAAAACGCCUCGGCCCCUCUUAACCUCAUGGAGGGAUGGGAUGGGAGUCCAAGAAUGGCUUCAUCCCCGACUGGGGUUUUGCAGAAGGCGGCGUUCUGUUCACACUCGAAUAGCAGUGCAGGGAGCAGUCCGAGAGCUGAGAAUAACAGUGUUAUGAACCCAUCCCUGCAAGCUCUGUAGCCCUGAAGCAAGAAGAUGAAGAUCAUCAUCAGUAUUAAUCUAGCUUUUUUCCAGUUAAGAUUUGUUAAUUUGAUUGCUUGUGUAAUAUUUUCAGCCUUGAGAACACAUAGCUUGUGUAAUAGCCGAGUAAAUGCCUAAAUGGCAUCCAUCAGACUUCAAGUUUAGAUUUUUGCUCUAAUUUGACAGUGACUUGUUUGGUUUUUGUUUUGUUUGAUCA